Molecule: messenger RNA, 467 nt
Organism: Astrephomene gubernaculifera
Lineage: Eukaryota; Viridiplantae; Chlorophyta; Chlorophyceae; Chlamydomonadales; Astrephomenaceae
Source: the annotation of a GenBank genome assembly
UCGCGCGCUCCCUUCUUCUCGGAAACCACUUUCAACUACGUAUAAAUACCUUUACGCGACUAGAUAUUAUCUAUACAUACGAGUGCGUCUUCAAUAUACCAACAAAUCAACGCCAAGAGUGCUGGCUUCAAAAAGCAUUGCUUAAUAACAGCGCUAUUGAUUACAAAUGACGACUUUGCGGCGUUUUACCUGCAAUGAUCUGUUCACCUACAAUAAUGUCAACCUAGACAUCCUCACAGAGACGUAUAACUUGCCGUUCUACCUGACCUACCUGGCGAAGUGGCCGGAAUACUGUCUGAUGGCUGAGGGCCCCGGCAAGCAGGCCAUGGGGUAUAUCCUGGGCAAGGCAGAGGGCGAAGGCGAGCUUUGGCACGGGCACGUCACGGCGGUCACCGUGGCACCCGACUUCAGGCGCCAGAACCUGGCACAGAAGCUGAUGCACAUCCUUGAGGAGAUCUCAGAGAAGG